Molecule: messenger RNA, 2473 nt
Organism: Aethalodelphis obliquidens (Pacific white-sided dolphin)
Lineage: Eukaryota; Metazoa; Chordata; Mammalia; Artiodactyla; Delphinidae
Gene: DHRS3
Product: dehydrogenase/reductase 3
Exons: 6
Coding region: 125-976 (283 amino acids)
Biological process (GO): retinoid metabolic process; regulation of retinoic acid receptor signaling pathway
Cellular component (GO): lipid droplet
Molecular function (GO): all-trans-retinol dehydrogenase (NAD+) activity
Source: RefSeq, a predicted model, not a curated record
CGCCUCUCUGCCCCUUAUUCGGUGUAUUUAUUAUUGUUUGGGGGUGUUUUCUUUUUCAAGUCCUGUUUUGUGCGGUCCGGGGAGUUUCGCCCCCCCACCCCUGCCCGGCUCCGCGGCGCGGAGGAUGGUGUGGAAAUGGCUGGGCGCGCUGGUGGUGUUCCCUCUGCAGAUGAUCUAUCUGGUGGUGAAGGCUGCCGUCGGACUGGUGCUGCCCGCCAAGCUGCGGGACCUGUCUCGGGAGAACGUCCUUAUCACCGGCGGCGGGAGAGGCAUCGGGCGCCAGCUCGCUCGCGAGUUCGCGGAACGCGGCGCCAGAAAGAUCGUUCUGUGGGGCCGGACUGAGAAAUGCCUGAAGGAGACGACGGAGGAGAUUCGGCAGAUGGGCACCGAGUGCCACUACUUCAUCUGCGAUGUGGGCAACCGGGAGGAGGUGUACCAGACGGCCAAAGCUGUCCGGGAGAAGGUGGGCGACAUCACCAUCCUGGUGAACAACGCCGCCGUGGUCCAUGGGAAGAGCCUGAUGGACAGUGACGAUGAUGCCCUUCUCAAGUCCCAGCACAUCAACACCCUGGGCCAGUUCUGGACCACCAAGGCCUUCUUGCCACGGAUGCUGGAGCUGCAGAACGGCCACAUCGUGUGUCUCAACUCCGUGCUGGCGCUGUCUGCCAUCCCCGGCGCCAUUGACUACUGCACGUCCAAAGCCUCAGCCUUCGCCUUCAUGGAGAGCCUGACGCUGGGGCUGCUGGACUGUCCAGGCGUCAGUGCCACCACCGUGCUGCCCUUCCACACCAGUACCGAGAUGUUCCAGGGCAUGAGGGUCAGGUUCCCCAACCUCUUCCCGCCCCUAAAGCCGGAGACCGUGGCCCGGAGGACGGUGGAAGCCGUGCAGCUCAAUCAGGCCCUCCUCCUCCUCCCGUGGACGAUGCACGCCCUCAUUAUCUUGAAAAGGCCUCUCGUGCUGCACAGAGAGCUUUGACCCCGGAGCCCGAGUGACCGUGGACUCUUGGCUCCCCUGGGCCCCCAACCCCCAGAUGACUGAACCCCUCUGACCUGAAAGGCCUUUUCAGGAGGUGAAGCACCCAAGUGCCUUUAUCGGAUGUCAACCCCCAGGAAACCAGGUUCCCCUCUGGCUGCUGUGGACACAGUGGGCAUCUGAGGAGCUACUCUAACUGCAGGCAAGAAACCUCAGGACCCGGGGACACAUCAGUCCCUUUCAGUGACACAGAGUAGGGGACUCCGGGCAUUCAGGCCACACCUCAGCCUCCCUCAGUCCAUCCUGACUGUUGCUUUGAGAUGCUACUUGGCCGCCUCUGUGAGCCUUGGAGAGCAGGGACUUGGAUCCUCACCAAAGCCAAGCUGAUCUUCCACCGCAGGGAGCUUCUUAGAAGCUUUUGGGGACAUUCUAGAAAAAAAGCUAGUUUGUCUAGAACACCUCAGCACUCUCCACAGUAAGCACCCAGCCUACAUUUUGUGUUCUAUCCCCCACUACUUUCCCACAAGAAGCAGAGGCCAGUCCCUCCCCAUUCCCUGCACGGCACCUCCUUUCACCUUCCCCAAGAGAAAUCUUCACAGGCUCAACUCUAGUGCCACCACCCCCAGGAAGCCUUCCAGAUUGCUCCAGCUGGAAGUGAGGCUUUCCCACGUUGCAACUAGAAUGGACCAGGGCCCUUCAAUUUCAUUCAACAGAGGAACUGAGGGCGUCUCUCUACUGGGCCCUGUGCUAAGUGCCGGGAUCGGAGAUGAAAUAUCUACCGCAGAGGCACCCAUGGACUUGACAAGUAAACAGCAAGCACAACUCCGGGGGUUGUUGGGGAAGCAUAGAGCUAUGGGGAGCCCCAGGAAAGGCCUAGGGGUGAGUCUGGGAAGUUUCCUACAAGAAGCAAGAAAUUGUGUCAUGCUAAAGAACAAGGCCUGAAGGUAUAUGCAGGUGUUUUACUAUCUGGAGGGACAUAAAGGAUGAGACGUAACACCUGAGGUCCCACCUAUAGGAAAACAUCACUAUGCAGUGGAACAAACUUGGCCGAGAAUCUUGAGAUGGCAGAGGACAGAUUUUGGCAUCAACUGUAUCAUGUGCACAGUGUGGCUGUUUCAUAAAUAAUACAUGGAAAAAAAAGAGGAGGUGACACCCAGUACCUAACUCCUCAGCCCCACACAGUAAAUAUUUGUUGAAUAAGUGGCAUUUGGAGUUAAUUGAUCUCUGAGAUACGUUUGGGCCCUAAAAUGCUAAGAGUGUGGCUUUGAAAGUUUGUAACACCCACCCUUUACCUUGUAAAUAGCUAUUUACCUACUUACUUGAAAGCCCUUCCUCCAUGGAGGGGUGGGUUGUGGUGGCUUGUCGGGGGAGCCGGUGUAUGUUGGAGAGAGGGGUGGGGAGAGCUUAUGGGAACCAUCACUUUACUACACCCCUUGUAUGGCUACCAGUGACCCGGCCACUGGUCUCCCCACUAACCAUCUUCUCUUUUCCCUCCCCACU